AUGAACAUAAAAGAAAAAGAAAAAUACAUAGAGGAUUAUGAAUUUCAAUUUUGUGACGAAGCCAGCAAGUAUGAAAAAGUGGCAAAAAUUGGUCAGGGAACGUUUGGGGAAGUUUUUAAAGCUCGUGAAAAGAAAAACACUAAGAAAUUCGUUGCUAUGAAGAAAGUAUUAAUGGAUAAUGAAAAGGAGGGAUUUCCUAUAACGGCAUUAAGAGAAAUCAAAAUAUUACAAUUAUUAAAACAUGAAAACGUAGUCAAUCUAAUAGAAAUAUGUCGAACGAAAGCGACAUUGACCAACAGAUAUCGUUCGACAUUUUAUUUAGUUUUCGAAUUUUGCGAACAUGAUUUAGCUGGAUUACUUUCAAAUGUCAAUGUUAAAUUUAGCCUUGGAGAAAUCAAAAAAGUCAUGCAACAACUAUUAAAUGGUCUUUAUUUUAUUCAUAGUAAUAGAAUUUUACAUAGGGAUAUGAAAGCUGCAAAUGUACUUAUAACUAAAUUAGGAAUUUUAAAAUUAGCCGAUUUUGGAUUGGCCAGAGCAUUUAGUGCGAAUAAAAGUGGUCUUGCCCAAAGAUAUACAAAUCGAGUAGUCACGCUUUGGUAUCGUCCGCCGGAACUUUUACUGGGGGAUAGGUGUUACGGACCACCCGUUGAUCUGUGGGGUGCAGGUUGCAUAAUGGCGGAAAUGUGGACGAGGAGUCCGAUAAUGCAGGGAUCAACAGAACAACAACAAUUAACGUUAAUAUCACAGUUGUGCGGAUCGAUCACACCGGAAGUGUGGCCCGGCGUUGAAAAUUUAGAACUUUAUAACAAAAUGGAUUUGCCAAAGGGACAAAAGAGAAAAGUUAAAGAUAGGUUAAAGCCUUACGUUAAAGAAAUGUACGCUUGUGACUUGUUAGAUAAAUUAUUGGUGUUGGAUCCAUCGAAAAGACUCGAUUCGGACUCGGCGCUCAACCAUGAUUUUUUUUGGUCCGAUCCCAUGCCGAGCGAUUUAUCGAAAAUGUUGGCUCAACACACUCAAAGCAUGUUUGAAUAUUUGGCACCUCCUCGUCGGCCGGGACACAUGAGGCCUCAUCAUCAUCAUCAGGCAGCGGGUUCAGCUGCAAAACCGUCAACGUCAAUGGAUAGCGGAUACCAAGAUAGAGUGUUUUAA
Messenger RNA from Pediculus humanus corporis (human body louse), 1149 nucleotides. RefSeq names its product mitogen-activated protein kinase ERK-A, putative. Lineage: Eukaryota; Metazoa; Arthropoda; Insecta; Psocodea; Pediculidae. Gene Ontology annotation, biological process: protein phosphorylation. Gene Ontology annotation, cellular component: nucleus. The record is from RefSeq and is a predicted model, not a curated record. The transcript is spliced from 4 exons. Gene Ontology annotation, molecular function: cyclin-dependent protein serine/threonine kinase activity; ATP binding. The coding region runs from base 1 to 1149 and encodes 382 amino acids.